Molecule: messenger RNA, 7693 nt
Organism: Haplochromis burtoni (Burton's mouthbrooder)
Lineage: Eukaryota; Metazoa; Chordata; Actinopteri; Cichliformes; Cichlidae
Gene: fgf11b
Product: fibroblast growth factor 11b
Exons: 5
Coding region: 911-1654 (247 amino acids)
Biological process (GO): positive regulation of protein phosphorylation; positive regulation of gene expression; regulation of cell migration
Cellular component (GO): cytoplasm
Molecular function (GO): growth factor activity; fibroblast growth factor receptor binding
Source: RefSeq, a predicted model, not a curated record
UCACAACCACUCGCUGACUUUGGAUGGGAGGAGGAGGGGGGAGGGGAGGAGGAAAGAGGGGGGUUUCGGUGAGGUCUGUGGGAAAGAGGCAUGCCAUUGGAGGCAGAAGAGGAGUCUCUGCCUGUCUGUGUCCAUGUCUCUGCUCCGUUCCCGGCUUCAUUCCGACAAAGACCGUCAGUGUCCCGCCUGCUGUGCUACCUCUGGAUUUAAGUCAGCUGGAUUACUGCUUGGACUCUCGGCUCAUUAUUCCACGCUGCCACAUUUAAAUGGGAGGCAAAGUUGGACCGCCAUGGAAUGCACGAAUGGUGAAAAACAGUUUGGUUUUUCUUGCGCUUUUAAGAGCUUCCUAGCAUUCAAAAUGAGCCCACUUUUCUUCUUUAAAAGUGUUUUUAUACGUAAAUUAAUUUGAGCUCUUUCUCUUCUGUAUCGCCUGUUUAAAGUAGGUUAGUUAUUUUGCAAUAUAACAUUUUGUACUUGGCUGCCAGGCCACAUUUUGAUGUGAAAGAUGAGUGGGGAAGCGGGAUAGAAUCAUGUCUCAAGCGUAACCUUUUGGAAAAGUCUGUCUUUUUAAAGCUGGUCUCAAAGUUUUACAUUGAAAAUGUGACUGUAUCACUUUAAAAAAAUUUUUUUUCCUGGGAUCUGUUACUGUCAGAUUUUGAUUUUUUUUUUUUUUUGGUCCAUUACAUUGGACUGCAUUUGAACUUGCAUCUUAUCCAGUUCAUCCCUCUCCAAGGGAACCCUCAAACUAAACUCUUCCCUGUUAACCCACUUAGACUCCCGAUCUCCCCUGUGGGGUUUUCUUUAUAACAUUCGUCCUAUUCUAGUGUACUGAGGAAAGCAAAAGCCAAACCAGCAAAGGGGGUACCGGGAAGGAAGUCACCCCCCUCCCAAAGGUGAGAGGGGGGGGAAGAUGGCAGCUCUCGCCAGCUCUCUCAUUAGACAGAAACGGGCGGUCAAGGACGACCAAGCCAACCGACCGGUAGCCAGCAAGCGCAAGCCCUGUCCUAAGAGCAACAAGUCCCUGUGCCAGAAACAGAUCCUUGUCCUGAUCUCCAAAGUACGGCUAUGCGGAGGUCGAAAAGGGCGAAAUGACAAAAGACCAGAGCCACAGCUGAAAGGCAUCGUUACCCGGCUGUACAGCCAACAUGGAUACUACCUGCAGAUGCAGCCUGAUGGCACUGUCGACAGCACAAGGGAUGAAAGCAGCUCAUUUUCACAGUUCAACUUAAUUCCAGUGGGGCUGCGGAUUGUGGCAAUUCAGGGGGCAAAGACAGGGUUGUACCUCGCCAUGAAUAGUGAAGGAUACCUCUAUACAUCAGAGCACUUCACUCCUGAGUGCAGGUUCAAAGAGAGCGUGUUUGAGAACUACUACGUUACGUACUCCUCCAUGCUCUAUCGGCAGACCCAGUCUGGCCGCUCCUGGUAUAUCGGUAUCAACCGUGACGGUCAGGUCAUGAAGGGCAACCGGGUAAAGAAGACCAAGGGAGCGGCACAUUUCCUGCCUAAAGUUAUAGAGGUUGCAAUGUAUAAGGAGCCAUCGCUACACGAGCUAGUCAGUGAGCCAGUGAGCCCACCUCGGAAGACGGUGAAGACAUCAGAUUCGCCGUCCCUAAAGAAUGGACAGAAAGAAGCUCCCAAGGCUGAGGCCUCAUAGCACAGGAGAAUGAGGGUGGGACAAAGGGUAGCAGUGACACUUGAAACAAAGUUGCCCACUAUGCACUGAGGGUGGCUGGGGGAAUGGUCCUCAGCGGCCACCUCAUUCCAGAAGUGCACUCCAAGAUGCUGAGGGAUAAAGAGUCAGCAGUCCAUCAGCAGCCAAGAAGACCUAAGAGAGGAGUCCCCCCUCACCUGAAACCACAAAAGGAAAGCCCAGGGUCUGAGCCAGAACUCCUACCACCGCCACCCCACCCUUUCUCCCAGUGUCACUUCUUUCUGUACCUGUUGUGAUUUGCUUACGUGCAGCCCCAUUUAUUUCUCUGUCAGGAUCAAGCUUCUUUGUCUGCUGACAGUUUCAUCUUUUCUCAUAUGCCUUCCCCAUCAUCAGCUCUAUUGUACUGUAUAGUCACCACACACACACAUCCAGCACUGACUCCGCAGGAUAAUCCUCACCCAUGGGCUCCCUCUUGAGCCCUAAAGUUGGUGACAGUGUGGCUCAGCCAGCUUUCCACCCACCAUCUGCCUACCAGCUAAUCACUAAGGUCAACUAAAGCUCAAAGUGAGAUGAUAUGGCUUAGAGACGAAAGAAAUCUGCAGGAAGCUUGGGUCGGGUCAGGUCAGCAGCAACUAAAAACGAAUCCUUUUCCUCUUUUGUUUGCUUUCUUUGCUAGCUGUGAUAAUAACCGGAUGAUGCUAAAAACAUUAUAUUGAAUAAGCAGAGAGGUGGGGAUGGUUGCUUCAGUCCUGCUGGAGAUAAGAAAGCGGAAUAUUUGAAUUUCACAACAAAUGCUAUAAAGUUCAGGAGCAAGGAACUGGUUGGUGUAGGUGUAAGCAGUGGUUCCCAGUAAAAUAAAUUAAUAACCUGAAGCAGCUACUCUUCUUGGGAAGAUGAGCCAUAAAAUAUAAUUUACUUUCAUGUAUUUUUGUUUUUGUUUUUCCAGACUCUAAUGGAAAGGGUCAAAAGGCUUGAGCAAUAUUUAUACCAGCAAAAACAAAAACAGGGGCAGCAUAGGUAAGUGAGACAGUGUAUGACACCCUCUUUCUACUGCAGUAAUCUCUAACAGGUGAUCGCUAAUUAUGGCGCUCGCUCAUUAAAGGCUACAAAUGAAACAACUGGCUCAUAUUUUAAACCCAGGGUGGAUCAGUCACCUGAAAAAGCACGCCAGUGUACGCUUUGCUCGGCAUCUGCUGUCAGAGUAAAGCCAGGUUUGAAGCCCAACAUCAAAGCCGAAGGAGCCUCUGAGUUGGAGCACUUGUUAUUCUGAGGAUGUCUGGCAGCUUAUCCACUCACUAGCUUUAUCAAAUCACCUUGGAAGAAUUGCCCUCAAAAAUGUAGUUGUCUGAGUGAACGUCUUGCUGUGAUUGUGUUUUAACCCCCUUAUGUCGCUGUCUUUUAGAGUAUAAAUGUUAGGUAAGAUUCUCUGUGAAUGAUGAAUGUGAAGGAUAGAAAGAGAAACUGUGGGUAACCUCUACUAUGUCCUUCAGACACAGCACAAUGUCUUUGACAUGUCUGUGUCGUGGAAUAGGUGAUACUUUGUACCACUCAUCACAUCUUUUGUGUGAUGUGUAUAUAUUUUAAAUGAAUGAGUGUCCUCAAAGGAAUCUUCAUUAAAUGUAACUUUUUUUUUUAGUUUCAAUUAACCGGUAUUUUGAUUGCAUCGAGACUGAACUGCAUGCAAUUUUAGAAUUGUAUGCAACUGACCUGAUACAAGGUGUCUAAAUGGGAGAUGUCAGGGAUAUUUCAGUAAUGGCUGCUGUUGGGUGCUGUCUGCUCUGGUAAGUCACUGAGGGGAAAAACAAAUGUCACCACAAUGUUCAGUCAAAGUGAAUGGUGCAUGGAUACUACCAACAAACACAGACAGCGUUAAGUCCCUCGCUAUGACAGGAAAGAGCAAUGUUGGGAGAUGGGGAAGCCAAACGGGGAAAAAAAAUGCCUAUUAGAUGGCUGCUAAAAAUUCCCCGAUAAUUCUAGGAAUUUCUGUGCAUUGGCAAUAGAGUUUAAUUUGAAUGGUCACAUAAUGUGCAAAUGUGCAGACAUGCUACAGAAAGUGAAAUAGAGGCUUUACGAAUGUGCCGUAUUGAGGGUGAAAAGUAAGUCAGAAAUUGUGUGCGGAAUUGUAAAGAAGUCAUCACACGGUGGCGGUUAUUUAGGAAGAGUGACGGAUUAGGAGGUGUAUUCUUGAGGAAUGUUGAUAAGGAAUGUGUGCAGUAAAGUAAGCAAGAAUUUUGGCAGGAUUGCGCGCGGCAUGUGGGUAUGAUAAUGAAUGUGAGACAAAGAGGCACUGUGUGCUAUUUAGGACAGAGGGUCUAUGGAGGAAAUUAGUUGGAGGGCUUUUCAUUUUUUUAUCAAGUCUUUCAUUUUUCUGGGCUUUUCCAGAGGGAGCUUCACUCAGUUUAAAUUUGGAUAUUUUGUCCUUGCAUUGCAGACCUACAAAUAUCUAUUUUGGAAACCCAAUGUUCUGCCUCUCGGAGGAGUCUGGUACAGCCUUGUAUGGGUUCUAACCAUGCAUUACUAACUACUGCAUGAUAUAAAUGUGUCUGCACAGCAGGCAGCACACGAUUUUGAAUUCUGAAGUUGAUCACAAGUUCACUCUAUGAAAGGAAAGUACUUGAAGCCCAACGCAGUGAAUGACUGACAGGAAAGGAAUGAGAUGUAAUAGCUUUUUUUUUUUUUUUUUACCAGACUUGCAACUAAUAGGAACUUUGAAAACACAAAAGAGUAUAAAAAUGUAUAUUUCUGAAGCUCCAGUUCAUUUUUUAAAGAAGAUUUUAAGAAAUAACCCUCAGCACCCUUUGUCGCUUGAUCCAAAUUCCUCCGUAGAUUCCUUAGUCCCAAAAGCCAAUCAGUCCUCACCUCUGUAGUAAUGACGAAUGCCACAGUAAGUUGUCUGAUGGUGAUACUGCAAGUAGACAGCCUAGAUCAGAGAAUGUCAGGUCUGACGUGAAAUGAAGAACAAAGUUGAAUGCUUUACCAGAGGGGCUAAAUGGAAAAGUAUGGCUUUAUGGCCAUGAAGCAAUGUUCUGCAAUGUAGAGAAGUUAAGCAAUGCAGCUGUUAAGUGAAACUAGUCAUGCUCUUGAAUGGAAAAGAUAGGAUAGGAAAAAGACAUGGUGGUCCUAAAAGUAGAAAAGCUGUUAAGAGGAUCUUUGUUAUUGUAGUUUAAAGUCUGAAUUGUUCUGCUUUGCAAGUGAGAAUGCAUUUAUGAAUACAGGUCUCGCAAAGCUAACAGUAAGGUGGUGACACGGAAAAUUUUAAAAAAAAAAAAAUGUUAUAGUCUGCGUGCCCACACAUGAGAGGUUUAAAGUCGUAAUCCCUAUCCCACACAGAUCCCUUAACCGAGUACCUACAGCCCAUUAAGUUUCUUCUCAACAUCACAUUGCCUGUGUAGGUGUGCAUACCUUUAGUGUCUUUAUAAGGUCUCUGUGUGUGAGUGUGUGUAUCUAUGACUAACAGUAUGGUAAGACAAGACAGAGAGGCGAGAAAAAAGAAAGGGCAUGAGACUGAAACAAUGAUCGAUAGACUCAAUAAAACGCAAACGAAAAAAACAUCAACCCUGCAAUAGGUGCAAAAAUCUCCCCAAGGUCUGCCAAAGACAGGGAAAUCCAUUUGAUCAUGAUGAACUCAGAGGGCUGUUGUUUGAUUUCAACCUGUAAACUCAACAAAGGAGCCACAUGGACAACCCCCGGUGGCUUUUACACUGGAUGAUGAAUAAAUAGUUUUCUCUCAUUUUGGAACAGUGUGAGCAGCAGUAGCCGUAGUCUGCUUCGAGACACACAUCUGCGAAAAGUAAACCAGUUAAACCAAAGGUAAACUGAACCUUAGAAGCAGCAGUUUUACUGCACUGUACAAUAACUAACCAACAUCCAGGGAAUUCUUUGCAGCAAACCCUGGUAACAUUUCAUUUGACAUGCGCAAAAACAAAACGGCCUUUUCAGGCAUAGCAUUUAUCCAUGCGCUACACAAAUUCAAUCUGAGCCAUGCACCUUUUUGAGUUUUACAUUUUACAAAAUCUAUUUUACCUGCAUGCAGGAUUUUCUUAUUGCUUUCUAAUGAACACUAAUGAUCCUCAAAAAUCCACAAAACCGUGAACCAACUUAACCUGCAUUCACAGUACAGAAAUGUGCGCCAUGGAGUUUGUCAAAUUAAAGGGAAAAAUUAUGUUUAACUAGCACCCUCUAAUGGAUGUAGUUGGUUGCUAAGAGGCAGAAUUUUUAAUCAGGGGCAGAAAGCCACAGUGCUGAAGGCAUAACUUCAAGAAUUUUUUUUUUUCUUCCACAGAAUUUUAAUAAGAUGGCAAUAUAUCAUGACAUUUGGCUGUUUGCAUCAUACCCUAAUGUGGUUAUAAUGUGCUCGUCGUGGGUUCCUAAUGUGGUUUUGAUGCCACCGCCUUGCUAUGCUGUAAGUUUAAAUAGUCAAAAUGCAGCAUCUCACUGAAUUUGAUUAAUGCUAUCCCAAUGAAUUAUUUUAUCUAUUACAACUCACAAACAAUCACUAAUGGUACAUGACAGUGGUCCAUACACAAGAGAUUUAAUAUAAAUUGGAUAACACAAUAUGCACACCAUUAUAAAAUACAGUUUUCUAAAAAUCCUUUCCCUCUUGCAUAACCUAAGUGGGGUUCAAACUGAUGGAUCUCAUUUUUGAAGGCAGUUGUGCCAACUAAAUACCUCAAAAACCAUCCUAAAUAAAUUAUAAAUCAGUCCUGGAAUUACAGCAGUACAAAAUGGAUGUGUGCCACGCUCGCUGUUCCAAGCGUUUUAAAUAUUCAAAACAGGACACUAACAGAAAUUGAGUCUUGGCUGCAACAUUGUUUUUUUAAUAGUUCUUUCUGAAUAAGGAUUUGUUUAAUGUGCAGAAUGCACAAAGCCAAAUAUGCUGAACCUGUGGAGUAUGCUGAUAUUUCUGCUGUUUCAGUGAGUGAAUGGCAUCUUUCAGGAAUGCCUGAGCAUGUGAGGAAUCUACACAGGGUAGCAGACUGCUUCCAGACAACAGAAGCUGGAUGGUUUAUAUGUGCAGGAUGCUGUGAGUUUACAUAUAUGUUAAUACUAACAAAUAUUGUAUAUCUGAUCUACUAACACAUAUUUUCAUUUUCUUAAAACUGUGCUAACUGUGUUAGUGUUGUACUUUUUUUUUUACUGCCUUUCUGUUGUUAUACCUUUUCAUGUUUUUCGUUGAUGUUGUUUUUAUGAAGAAUUGUUCCUAUUUGGUUGGACUUGCUCGGUUUUAUUUGUUGUAUUUGCUCAGCACUGUUGAACUUACACCGAUGGGGAAACUUCCCCCAAAAAGAAUCUCACUGUGUGACCGAGUCAGAAAGAUAAAAUAAAAACAGCAGAACAGUUUCUAAAGCCAAAACGUGUUCAGCAAUGACCUUGGUGGCAUCAGACUUACGGUCACACGAGUCUUCCAGACGGUUUCCCACUCUUGUUCUUACAGACUCUUAACUUCUCUCUCUCAAACUGAUCUCGUUGUCUUCCAAAAAACAAACAAACACUUUAAAAAAUGAAAAAGAUAAAGAAGCCAUAAAUAACACUUGGCCUUGGCACCGAUUAUCAACAGAGGGCAGGCCUGACUCCUCAGGCACCUCCCGAGUGUCACCAGGGAUUUAAACACGGACUCCUUGCACUAAGAGCCCAAAGAAGCAGCAGAAGCAGGGACGUUCUGGCUUUUCUGGAUAUGCCAAGAAGCAGCAAAGCAGGAGUAAAGACCAGCAAUAUGCAACCAGAACUACCAGCCUGCACUCAAGGAGGGGAAACAAAUCUAACAUGCUAACUGCACUCACAACUUGCAGGCUAUAAUGACAGUCUGCAAUAAGAAUUACUGACAUGGGUUGUUUUUUUUCUUAAUUUUGUGGUUUUUGCAAAGCAUGCAUAAUGUUCUUUGGCUCCUUACGGAUGACUCCCUCUCAGUAUCGACAGACACGUGCCCUCAAUUCACCCUCUCUCCAUGAUUGCCAUCAGACCUGUGUACAUUUCUACAAUAACUCCUACAUGAAAUGAAAGGAGAUGUCUUAUUCUGAUAUAAUAUUCAAUAAAAUAACAUAU